AUGAAGCACCAGCGAUGCCACCAGCUUUCUGCCUUGAAGGCGGCGCUCCCCGCCGCGCUCUCCCCAGCGCUCACCAUGGCGCUCUGGCUUGUCGCCUUCAACGUCUCGUCCUGCCACGCGCAAGUGAUCAAUGCUUCUCAAGGGUUGUUUCUCAGCGACGUCAAGACGGGAUGGGGCAUGGGGUGGAAGGUGGGAGACAAAUGCAGCACUGCGGCAUCUAUCCUGUGCGACGCUUCAGGCAUGAUCACCUCGAUGGAUCUUAGCAGCAACAGUCUCACGGGCUCCAUUCCUGACAGUAUCACUGCGCUCACGGCACUCGGAUAUCUGAAUCUUCGGAAGAACAAUCUCACGGGUCCUAUUCCCGACAGCCUCCCUGUUCCGCAAUCGUUCUUCCCUUCUGCCUCACCGCCACCACCUAAGCCUGCUGAUGGCGGUCUUGUUCCGCGGUGGGCUGUCCCUUCUACCUCACCACCACCACCUAAGCCUUCUGGUUCUGUCACUCCACCUGUCAGUGUGGUGGCCGCUGCCAUUGCUGUUGCGCUUACCUCACUGCUCUUUGUGUAG
This is a messenger RNA of Closterium sp. NIES-65, 564 nucleotides long. The record is from the annotation of a GenBank genome assembly. Lineage: Eukaryota; Viridiplantae; Streptophyta; Zygnematophyceae; Desmidiales; Closteriaceae.